Arachis stenosperma is the source of this 2237-nucleotide messenger RNA. RefSeq names its product magnesium transporter MRS2-I. Bases 537 to 1724 code for a protein of 395 amino acids. The record is from RefSeq and is a predicted model, not a curated record. Gene Ontology annotation, biological process: transmembrane transport; magnesium ion transport. NCBI's taxonomy places the organism in Eukaryota, Viridiplantae, Streptophyta, Magnoliopsida, Fabales, Fabaceae. The transcript has 11 exons. Gene Ontology annotation, cellular component: membrane. Gene Ontology annotation, molecular function: magnesium ion transmembrane transporter activity.
CUUAUUCAUGGCCGUGCUUUUAUUUCCAUUUUCCUUUUUUCUCCUUUUCAUAUAUUUAAUCAGCCACACGCUAUUAUUCAUCCCUUCGUUGAAACUAAAACAAAAGUACAAGACAAAGCUAAUUAGUGUAUAAACAGGAAUAUACAAAUCAAUUCAGAACACCCACAUAAUCGUACCUUUGUUUCUUUCAUGAAGACAGAUGCCAAUAGAAGGGUGAUGUGUUUUUUUCAAAUAAAAUACACUGCUAUUAUUGUUUUGGGCAUUUUUCUUUUCUUCUGGGGAAUCUGAUUCCUCAGUAUAGUGGUUGAAAACUGGGAAGAAAGAAAACUAGAAUUUUGAGGCGUGACUGGGGUACCCUAUAGGCUGUUUGAUGAAAUGCGCGAGAGGGGGUUGUGUUGUAUAGCUGGUGAAUUGCAUUGAGCUCAAGGUGUUUGUGAAAAGUUCUGAUUUGUUUCUGGGCAUUGAAGGUUGGAAAUUGAGGUGUUGUUUUUUGGGGCAUGUGAAUUGCGUUGGUAGAGGAUAAGAGAGGAAAGGGGAUGGCAAGGGACGGGAGCGUAGUCCCUGCGGACCCGCAGGCGAUGGCGUUAGUGAAGAAGAAGACGCAGUCAUCGCGAAGUUGGAUUCUGUUCGAUGCAUCUGGGCAAGGGUCUCUUCUUGAUGUGGACAAGUACGCCAUCAUGCACAGGGUUCAGAUUCACGCUCGUGAUCUCAGGAUCCUUGAUCCCUUGCUCUCUUACCCUUCCACCAUACUUGGUCGUGAGAAGGCCAUUGUUCUUAACUUGGAGCAUAUCAAGGCAAUUAUCACCGCUGAAGAGGUAUUACUGCGAGAUCCAACGGAUGAUAACGUGGUCCCUGUUGUCGAGGAACUGCAAAGACGACUUCCUCAAGUAGGUUCUGGUCAUCAACAAGAAGCGGAUGGUAAAGAGUACAAUGUUGGUCAACAUGAUAUGGAAGGAGCUGAAGAAGAUGAGUCACCCUUUGAAUUUCGGGCUUUGGAGGUUGCUUUAGAAGCCAUUUGUAGUUUCCUUGCGGCACGUACAACAGAAUUGGAGAUGGCUGCUUAUCCUGCAUUGGAUGAACUUACCUCUAAGAUUAGCAGCCGUAAUUUGGAUAGAGUUCGAAAAUUGAAGAGUGCAAUGACUAGGCUGACUGCUAGGGUGCAAAAGGUGAGAGACGAACUUGAACAACUACUGGACGAUGAUGAUGAUAUGGCUGACCUCUACUUAUCAAGAAAGUUGGCAAGCGCAUCACCAGUUAGUGGAUCACGUGGCGGUGGUGGUGCUUGGUUUGCUGCUUCCCCCACCAUAGGAUCAAAGAUAUCCAGAGCGAGUAGAGCAAGUCUAGCCACAGUUCAUUUGGAUGAAAAUGAUGUCGAAGAGCUUGAAAUGUUACUUGAGGCUUAUUUCAUGCAAAUCGACGGCACAUUGAACAAAUUAACCACGCUUCGCGAGUAUAUUGAUGAUACUGAAGAUUAUAUCAAUAUCCAACUUGACAAUCAUCGAAACCAGCUCAUUCAGUUAGAACUCUUCCUUAGCUCUGGAACUGUGUGCCUAUCCUUCUUUUCCUUGGUGACUGCAAUAUUUGGCAUGAACAUUCCAUAUACGUGGAAUGAAAAUCACGGUUACAUGUUCAAAUGGGUAGUUAUUAUCUCUGGAACAAUUUCUGCCGUUACCUUUCUGUUGAUUAUUGCAUAUGCUCGUAAAAAAGGGUUGGUUGGAUCAUGAAAAGAAUGAAUGAAUAUUGACUUGCAGUGCCUUGCACUGUUACAUUCAAGAUGAUUCAAGGUUAAUUAUCUGCCUGGAUUCAAGUACCUUAAAACAGAUUAAAAGUUGAACAAGUUAAUAUUUAUAUGCUUUCAUUUCAAUCCAAUACUACAUCUUAGAUAGAUGUGAUUUUUUUUAACCUCCUAUUUUCCCAUUUCCUUGAUAUACAAUCCGACUAAAAUUUUUGAGUUUGUUGCUACAGAAAUUCAUGUAUUCUUGACUAUUGAGCAAUAUUCUACGAAUUUGGAUUCUCUAAAUUUUGAAUUUUCAAGUAAAGUAUGAUCUCUUACCUUUAAAUGAUUUCUCUUUAUUUUCUCUUGGUCCCACCUAUCAAAUAAAUGGUGAGAGAUCACACUUUAACCUCUAAAGUAAAAUGCAAAAUUUAGAGGAUCCAAAUCCAUAUCCUACAUAAAAUAGAAUGGAAAUGGGUUUUAGAUUUUGAUAUGUAUAUAUGGCAGCACUCUUCCAGACGUC